GUUAUGCCUAGUUCACAUACAGAAAUGUAGGCCGAAAGAAAACAAAUAUUUUUAACACUCUAUUUUUAUGCCCUUUGCGGCUCAUUCCCAUGCGAGGAAUUGAAAUAACCGUCUUUAUUUGGCCACGGACGACAAGGAGAUAACCAGUGCCUGCUAAGAUUAAAAUAAACUACCGUCUCGUCUCAGUAAAGAAACGAUACCCAUUCAGAGGCUUAGUCAUCAAAAUACAUUUGUGCGUGCACAAGACGACUACUCAGAAAGCCGAGAAAAAUACUUUAAUCGGAAAUAGAGGCAUCUGAACUAAGUGCAAACUACGACCCGUACAAGUUGUUUAUCCCCAUUUCGUGAACAAAACAACCGGACCCACAGGGCAUAACUUGGCCUCACAGACAAUCCGGAGUUUGAAUAAACUGACUCCUAGCAAUACCGCGUUACAUACUUAUCCUGAAAUAAACUGCACUCUGAAAGCAGAAUACGGAUUACCCGAUUUUUCACCAUUCAAUCCUGUAUACACUUCGGAUAUAUAUAAUUCAGCCUGGGAAAUGGAUUUCUACAGCGUCCUCGUCUUCAUUGCGAGUUUCAUCGUCGGGAUCGAGUCGAUCAAGAAAUCCUCAAUGUUUAUGUCGGAAGUUGAUCUACUGAGGGCAGCCAGAAGUGAAAAGUCCGCGAUCAGAGUGACAGAAAAAGUAGCGCGCACGCUUACGAAAGCACAUACAAUUUCGUUGGCGUUUGAACUCAAAGUCCCGCCAGAAGAAUUUGUUUCCGUAUUUGCAAUUUAUGAAAAAACCGGACCGAGAAAGUAUUUUGAAAUCACUGUGAACGGACGACAGGACAAAGUUUCCAUUAAGUCACGUGAUGAAAGCGACGCCGAUGACGACGAGUUGCACGUGACCAGUUUUCGUAAAGUUGGCAUUGCUAACGGACAAUGGCACACAAUGCUCAUUCAUUUCGUCAUAACAGAUUCAGGAGUUGCUGAAACUCAUUUCAUACUUGACUGUGCAGAGAAGGGAAGGGCCGAACACCCCUGGAUCGCAGAUCAAAUCCGGAAAAGUCGGAACAGCACUCUGAUCGUCAAACUUGGUACCAAGAGUACAAUUGAUAUAAAGACUCACAUGCGAAAGGCGGUUCUACUCCAUGAUGAGCAACUUCCAAUAGUGCGGAGGAACUAUGGCGGUUACUGCACUCAGGCUGACAUGGGCAUAGGGUCUGAUCCGACUCUGUUGAACAUGAUGAACAACUUUGAACCAGUUUCGGAACUAAUAAUUCAAAUCUCAGAUCUGGCAUCGGUCCUCCGAGACAUCCAUGCAGGAAUGAAGGCUCAAGCGAUAGAGACGAAAGAGCUUCGGCGAACUUUGCAACAAUGUAGUGCAUGUACAGGCGAGAAAAGUCUGUACAGUCAACCUACUCAGUCAGUGUCGCCAACUCAAGGCCGUUUUCAAGUUACAGAGCCUCCCCAGCCUAGUAUCAUCAAAGUCGAGGAACCAACAGAACCCCCGGUGAUAAGGAAAUGCAGCAGCAACCCUUGCGAUAGUCAAGUUGAGUGUGAAGAUACAGAAGACGGGUUUACCUGCGGCAGAUGCCCGUCGGGAUUCACAGGUAACGGGAUUCACUGUGAUGACAUAGACGAGUGUGAGACGUCGUUCGAUCCCUGUUCAGCCAUAGCUGGCUGCAUUAACACCCAGGGCGGAUAUUACUGCAACCUUUGUCCUGAGGGCGGAUUCGAACAAUCAUAUAAGGAGAUUGAGGUGGCGGAAAGAAUUAUUCAGAAACAGGUAUGCACGGAUAUCGACGAAUGCAAAGUUGACAAUGGCGGAUGUGCGGAAUUCUCUAAAUGUAUCAAUACUGCGGGUUCAUAUAAAUGUGGAGCGUGCAUUCCCGGUUACCAUGGAAACCAGACAUCCGGGUGCGUGAAAGUCAGGCAAUGCAGCGACGGAGCUCUUAAUCCAUGCGACGUGAAUGCAGAAUGUCUGGUAAUAAACACUGCAGAAGAAUAUGCAUGCGAAUGUAAUGCGGGAUAUUCUGGCAAUGGAUAUGUUUGCGGACUGGACGGAGACUUAGACGGAUAUCCAAACGAGCAGAUGCCCUGUAAUGUUAAAAACUGCAGACAGGACAAUUGCCCUGAAGUACCCAACAGUGGACAAGAAGAUUCUGAUCUGGACGGCCUUGGUGACGCGUGUGACAGUGACGCAGACGACGACGGGAUUUCCAAUGAUGAAGAUAAUUGUGUGUUGGUGCCGAACAAAGAUCAGCAGAACUCAGAUUCGGAUCUAUUCGGCGAUGCGUGCGACAACUGUCCCAAUGCGAACAACCCUCAACAGCUGGACCACGAUGACAACGGGAAAGGAGACGAAUGCGAUACUGAUAUAGACGGAGAUGGCAUUGGAGAAACCUUAGAAAACUGUCCGUUCGUUCCUAACGUUUCACAGGACGAUAUGGACGGUGACAGCGUCGGUGAUGCGUGCGACAAUUGCCCAACUAUGAGCAACCCUAUGCAGUCUGACUCGGAUCAUGACUCGAUCGGUGAUGUUUGUGACACUAACACUGACUCGGAUGGUGAUGGAAGACAGGACAACAUGGAUAAUUGUCCUCAUGUUUUGAACUGCGCUCAGUUGGAUACGGACAACGAUGGUAAAGGCGACGCAUGCGAUGAAGACGACGAUAAUGAUGGGAUUCCUGAUUACGGGAAACAAACAGAUAAUUGUCGUCUGAUAAAUAACCCGAAUCAACUUGAUGACGACGGAGACAAUAUAGGAGAUGCGUGCGAAAACGAUCAGGACGGUGACGGGGUGGUCGACUGGAAAGAUGUUUGUCCGUAUAAUCGGGAUAUCAGCGUCACCGACUUCAGGUCUUACCAAAAAGUCAUGUUGGAUCCUGAUGAAAGCGAGGUCGAGCCAAGCUGGAUCGUCGCCAACGAAGGAAUGGAGAUCACGCAGAAAACUAACAGCGACCCUGGGCUACUAGUUGGUUUGGACUCAUUUGACGGCGUUGACUUCAGUGGAACGUUUUUCGUCAACACAGCGAGCGACGACGAUUAUGCCGGAUUUCUGUUCAGUUAUCAGAGCAGUAGGAAGUUUUAUGUUGUCAUGUGGAAGCAAACAAGCCAGGAAUUCUGGGACGAUGAACCGUUCAGGGCUUUGGCGUUAUCGGGACUUCACAUAAAGGCAGUGGACUCUGCAACCGGUCCAGGGCCAGAUCUCCGGAAUGCUUUGUGGCAUUCUGGUGACACACCAAAUCAGGUCAGGACAAUAUGGUCGGAUCCAAACAACGUAGGUUGGAAAGAUAAGACUGCUUACAGAUGGGAAUUGAAACACAGGCCAGAGACAGGGUAUAUAAGGUUGAAAUUCUAUGAAGUCAACAAACUAGUUGCUGACACAGGAGCAAUCAUAGAUAACACAGUGAAAGGCGGAAGACUUGGUGUGUUUUGCUUUAGCCAGGAAAGAAUUAUCUGGUCCCAUCUGAAGUACAAGUGCAAUGAGGCUUACCCUGAGGACUACUGAAGACGAUAAUUCAGUCAUAACAUUGUGACGACAUACCUUGUGUGAUGUCACAAUAAAUCAAAACGAUUUGCAGACGACAGGACUUGUCGUCCGAUUGUCAGACGAAGAAAGCUAAAUGAUUCAGGAUUUUGGCAUACGAAAACAAAAUAGAUUCAUGUUCAAGACGUGUAAACGAGUUUGGUUGCUGCUUUUUGCGCGGGAACGUCAUGUUAAAGCCAUCAAUAUUUUCAUUUCAUAUGCUCACUCAAGCAUCCCGAGUCCCGUUUCCAACGAAACCAUGUUCAAAUCAAUUCGUAGCUGGAAAAAAUUUCACUCCGAACAAGUCUUGGUAUUAGCAGCCAUAAGCGCGCGCUAUAAGUUGUGGGCAUGAAGUUUUAGUAUUAUGAGACACUAGUCAGGUUUAGCUACCUAACCAUUGAUCCAGAGGUCCCAACCUUGUAUGGCUCGUGACCCCCAUUCAGGCGGCUUUUAGCACUCAUGGCCCCCUAGUUAUCGUUUCAGUUGUAUUUAUAGUGUUAUUUUGAUUGAUUUGAGUCCAAUUAUUAUUGGACAUUAUGUAAUUCAUGCUCAGCAAAGUGAAAACAUUCUGUGAACUAUCCUUAUCAAGCAAUGAAACUAGGUGAACGGAAGUUUUCUUGUAAGAUGAGAAUCAAAAUCAGUUUUGCGCCUAGCUUUGUUGUAUUCACGAUGUAUUUAUUUCAAUUGCUUUCGUUGUAAUAGGACCCUCUUAUGUCCCAACUCGAGUUAUCUGAAGCAUCGGAACAUCCCAAUAUUUGGAAUAACCUAAUCAGUUAAAACGUCUUCAAUUUUAUUUAUCUAUGAUGAUAUCAGAUUAUAAUUUGGGUACUCCCGAAGUAUGUGUACCAGGUUAGGGUUAGGGCAUAAAAUU
Molecule: messenger RNA, 4386 nt
Organism: Styela clava
Lineage: Eukaryota; Metazoa; Chordata; Ascidiacea; Stolidobranchia; Styelidae
Product: thrombospondin-4-like
Biological process (GO): cell adhesion
Cellular component (GO): extracellular region
Molecular function (GO): calcium ion binding
Source: RefSeq, a predicted model, not a curated record